Messenger RNA from Mercurialis annua (annual mercury), 1946 nucleotides. RefSeq names its product pentatricopeptide repeat-containing protein At2g30100, chloroplastic. Lineage: Eukaryota; Viridiplantae; Streptophyta; Magnoliopsida; Malpighiales; Euphorbiaceae. The record is from RefSeq and is a predicted model, not a curated record. Gene Ontology annotation, molecular function: protein binding. The transcript is spliced from 2 exons. Bases 260 to 1738 code for a protein of 492 amino acids.
AGGAACUAUGGUUGACACAUUGACAUUUCCCCAGUCAUUUACGGUUCACAAGUUUAAUUUAUUCCCUUGGUGCGAAACAUAAAACCAAAAGUCACCGCCAUAGCUCCUCUUUUCUAUCAUCUUCUUCCUCCUUUUUUUCUCACUUCAAACCAUAAAUUUAGAAUCUCCUCUUCAGAAGCUUAGCAUCAUCCUCUCCUGUUAGUUGCCCAUUAUGUUACUCUGGAUUACACAAUCAAGUACAUAGAUUAGACUUAAACAAAUGGCCUCUGUUUAUUAUUCAGCUGCUUCAAUCCCUAAAAAUUCUCUAUCAAUCCCAUUUCAAAUCCCUAAAUUCCCAAAUCCCCACUUCCCAUCAUCUCUCAAAAUCCCUAAAAGUAACCAUCUUGUGGCUGUUAGAGUGGAGGGUGGAUUUAGGGUAUCACUAAAAUCCGUAGAAUUGGAGCAGUACAUAACAAGCGACGACGAAGACGAAAUGAGCGAAGGGUUUUUCGAGGCAAUCGAAGAGCUAGAGAGAAUGUCAAGAGAACCAUCUGAUAUUUUGGAAGAAAUGAACGAGAAAUUAUCAGAUAGAGAGUUACAAUUGGUGCUGGUUUACUUCUCUCAGGAGGGUAGAGACUCGUGGUGUGCGCUCGAGGUGUUUGAAUGGCUACGCAAAGAGAAUCGCGUCGAUAAGGAGACAAUGGAGCUUAUGGUUUCGAUUAUGUGCAGCUGGAUUAAGAAGUUGAUUGAAGGGGAGCAUGAUAGUGGGGAUGUGGUUGAUUUGCUUGUGGAUAUGGAUUGUGUUGGGUUGAAGCCGAGUUUUAGUAUGAUUGAGAAGGUUAUAUCUUUGUAUUGGGAGAUGGGGGAGAAGGAGAAGGGUGUUGAGUUUGUGAAGGAGGUUUUGAAGCGUGGGAUUUCUUAUUUGGAGGAUGAUGGCCAAGGACAUAAGGGAGGUCCCACGGGUUAUCUUGCGUGGAAGAUGAUGGUUGAUGGAAAUUAUAGGGACGCGGUCAAAUUGGUCAUUCAGUUUAGAGAAUCGGGGUUGAAGCCAGAGAUAUACUCCUACCUCAUUGCAAUGACAGCUGUUGUGAAAGAACUAAAUGAAUUAGCGAAAGCUUUGCGCAAGUUAAAAGGUUUUGCGAAAUCUGGUUUGAUAGCUGAACUUGACGCGGAGAACAUUAGGCUUACUGAGAAAUACCAAGCAGAUCUUAUUGCUGAUGGAGUACUUUUGUCGAGUUGGGUGAUUCAAGAAGGUAGCCCUUCACUCUACGGUGUAGUUCAUGAGCGGCUGCUUGCUAUGUAUAUUUGUGCAGGUCGUGGACUAGAUGCUGAGAGACAGUUGUGGGAAAUGAAGCUUGUGGGUAAGCAGCCGGAUGGAGACCUUCAUGAUAUCGUCCUGGCCAUCUGUGCAUCCCAAAAGGAGGAGAACGCAAUAUCCCGAUUACUUACCCGAACAGAAGUUUCAAGCUCUCUUCAGAAGAAAAAGACAUUGUCAUGGUUGUUGAGAGGUUAUGUUAAAGGCGGACAUCUUGAGGAGGCUGCAGAAGCAUUAGUUAGAAUGCUCGAUUCAGGAUUAUGUCCAGACUAUUUGGAUAGGGUGGCUGUGUUGCAGGGUUUAAGAAAACGAAUCCAACAAUGGGGGAAUGUGGAAUCAUAUCUGAAUCUCUGUAAGCGCCUUUCUGAUGCAAACUUGAUUGGACCUGCUCUUGUAUAUCUGUAUAUAAAGAAAUAUAAACUCUGGGUCAUGAAAAUGCUUUGAGAAACUACUCAGAAGUUGAACAGAUAGCCCGACGAGAAAUAUUGGUAUGACCGCUUCUUGUCUUGGGAGCUAUAAAUUGUAAAUUUUGUAUAGAAUCAUACGGGCUUCCCUCGGGUGAAAAGAGUUUAUGUAGCUAUGUAAUUAAUACUUGCAUGUGUGUGAAAUUGAAGCAAACUGAAUUAAUAAAUUUAGGUCAUUUUGAUUUAGU